GGUUGUCAUGUUCAUCGAAUCAUUCAAUACGUCUCCUCUCAUUCUUCGUUGUCAAAAUCCUCAAGAACCUUCUGACUUCGCUUAGCUUUUCUCUCUUAAGCCCCGCCGCGUGAAAACCUUUAACUCCGGGAAAGAACCGCCGCGAUGUCUUUCCUCUUCCGUAAGAACGGGAGCAGUUCACGGAGACGAAUCAAAGAAAAACUCCGUGGUCGGAAGUCAGAUCGCGGGAAGAGAGGAGAAGAAGAAGAAGAGAGAGUCAGCUCCGAUUCGUUACCGCCACCGCCUUCUCCUUGGGGUUUUCUCUUCCCGGAGGAUUUCGUGCGAAUUGACGGUAAUCUCAAAGCAGUUAUUGUAGAUGAAGAAGGAUUAGAUGUGAUUUACUGGAAAAAGCUUAUUGAGCUUGAAAAUAGCGGCAAAAUUAGGAAAAACCCUAAACCUAGAAGAGGAGAGAAAUCCGAUGGUGGAUUUAGAAGAAAUGGAGCAGAUAAUUAUGAAGGAUUCUACGGAGGAUCGGGUAGUAAUCAGAAGGAAGAUGAAUCGAUUGAAGAGGGGUUUUCGUUUCCUGUGAAGAACUCUCAAUCUCAUUCAUCAUCAGGUGGUGAAGUUGGAGAUCAGAGUGCUAAUAACGCUAGUGUUGAUGGAGGGAGAUACUACACUUCCUCUUCCUCUGCCUCACCAUCACGACCUUCUUCUUCCUUUACAGGCGGAGGUAGUGAUUACGGAAAACAAUCCAAGUUUCAAGCUCCUGGCCGUGCCUCAUUUCCCUCUUCUCCUGCGCGGAUUCCGGCGAACCAAAUCACUGGUGGCGGUGGUGGUGGUGGUGGUGGUGGUAGUGGUGGUGGUGGUGGUGGUGGUGGUGGUGGUGGUGGUCAUUAUCCUCCACUUCCGCUUCCUCCAGCUCAAUUAGCUGCCGCAAUUGCGUCGUCAUCUGUAUCGUCACCACCUCUUACAGUUAAUCAAGCAUUACCAAAUGUCCCAGCUAACCAAACUUCACCACCUCUUCCACUAGCUGGGGCACCACCUCCAACGCCAUCUGCUGGCGCGCCACCUCUCCCUCCACCGCCAUCUGCUGGCGCACCACCUCUCCCUCCACCGCCAUCUGCUGGCGCACCACCUCUCCCUCCACCACCUGUUCCGGCUAAAACAGCACCUGCACCACCACCACCUCCUCCUCCAGGUAAGAAGGCACCAGGCCCGCCGCCACCGCCUCCAAUGGGGAAGACUGGGCCACCUAAACCGCCAGGUAAUGGGAAAGGACCGGCCAAGGCGGCUGAGAGUUCGUCAACCAUAGGCAAAGAGGAUCCGACGCAGCCAAAGCUCAAGCCUUUGCAUUGGGAUAAGGUUAACCCUGAUGCUAGUCACUCAAUGGUGUGGCAUAGGAUCGAUGGUGGCUCCUUCAACUUUGAUGGUGAUCUCAUGGAGGCUCUGUUUGGAUACGUUGGUGCUCGGAAGCCAAGUGAAGCAAACAAUGUACCACAGAAACCGACUGUUUCAAUUACGCAGACUUACAUUCUUGACCCUCGGAAAUCUCAGAACAAAGCAAUUGUGCUUAAAUCUCUGGGAAUGACUAAGGAGGAGAUCAUUGACUUGUUAACAGAAGGCCAUGAUGCUGAUCCUGAUACCCUUGAGAAGCUUUCUGGUAUAGCCCCAACGCCGGAAGAACAGACAGAGAUCAUAGAGUUCAGUGGGGACCCAACUAAACUUGCUGAUGCAGAAUCUCUACUGUUUCACAUCUUACGAGCAGUUCCUUCAGCGUUUAAUCGGUUCAAUGUCAUGCUCUUCAAGAUUAACUACGGUGCAGAGGUUACUCAACAAAAGGGAUCUUUACAGACACUUGAAUCCGCGUGCAACGAGCUCCGUGCUCGUGGGCUAUUCAUGAAACUUCUAGAGGCGAUCUUGAAAGCAGGUAACAGAAUGAACGCUGGAACCGCUAGAGGAAAUGCUCAGGCUUUCAAUUUGACAGCUCUAAGAAAACUGUCGGAUGUGAAGAGUGUUGAUGGGAAAACUACUUUACUUCACUUUGUUGUUGAAGAAGUUGUUAGAUCUGAAGGAAAAAGGGCUGCAAUGAGUAAGAUCUCAACUGAUAAUACAGAUGCAUCUAGAGAAGAACAAGAGAUUGAAUUUGUAAAACUGGGUUUACCCAUUAUCGGUGGCCUGAGUUCAGAGUUCACUAAUGUGAAGAAAGCAGCUGGAAUUGACUAUGACUCGUUUGUAGCCACGACCUUAGCUUUAGGCACCCGACUGAAAGAAACAAAGCGGCUAUUAGACCAAAGCAAAGGGAAAGAAGAUGGGUGUUUGACAAAGCUGAGAUCUUUCUUUGAAUCGGCAGAGGAAGAACUGAGAGUUAUUACAGAGGAACAGCUGAGGAUAAUGGAUUUAGUGAAGAAAACCACGAAUUAUUACCAAGCCGGAGCAUUGAAAGAGAGGAACCUGUUUCAGUUGUUUGUUAUAAUCCGUGAUUUCUUAGCGAUGGUUGAUAAUGCUUGUAGUGAGAUCGCAAGGAAUCAACGGAAGCAGAGACCAGCAGUAACGGUGGGAGAAGCAUCAAGUUCAACAGCAGAAGCAACAACACCGAGAGCUGCUGCACCGCAAAGGAACGCGGUGAGGUUUCCGAUUCUGCCUCCAAAUUUCAUGUCAGAGCACUCAAGGUACAGUUCAAGUGAGUCAGACUCAGAUUCUUGA
Molecule: messenger RNA, 2682 nt
Organism: Eruca vesicaria subsp. sativa (arugula)
Lineage: Eukaryota; Viridiplantae; Streptophyta; Magnoliopsida; Brassicales; Brassicaceae
Source: the annotation of a GenBank genome assembly